Messenger RNA from Scleropages formosus (Asian bonytongue), 1609 nucleotides. RefSeq names its product leucine-rich repeat neuronal protein 4-like. The record is from RefSeq and is a predicted model, not a curated record. The transcript is spliced from 2 exons. Lineage: Eukaryota; Metazoa; Chordata; Actinopteri; Osteoglossiformes; Osteoglossidae. Bases 88 to 795 code for a protein of 235 amino acids.
AGCACCGGAGUGAGAAAGAAGAGGGAAAAACAGUGGAGGGAAAACACUGAUUCCGUCAGAUACGAAAUAAUAACCCUUUCGGAUAACAUGACGCCCUGCGGGAAUCUCUCAGCCUUCCUUGUGCUCCUGGCUCUGGGGCUCUUUGGAGGUUGUUCGGCAUAUAACGUCUCGCUCCUGGGUGGGAAAGACGAGAGUACGCCGAUGCGUAUUUUGGACGAUCGCGACAGGGGCCCCGACAGGCCGCGCCGUGAGCCGAACCCCACCUCGCGGAGCGGCAUUCCGGAGCUCUGCGACUACGACCCCUGCCGGGACCAGCAGCGCCCCUGCGCGGAGCUCUCGGAGCUCAGCGGUUGCCGGUGCCCCGGGCUGAGCGGCCAAGACGAACCCCCUGAGGCUCCCUUCCUGCAGAUGUUGACCCAGGAGGGGCCAGGGGUCCUGGUGCAGUGGUGUGCUCCACCCUCCUACGUGUUACAGUACAAGGUCCUGGCAGAGGGCCACGAGCCCGUGGUUCUAGGGUCACUUUUCCGCCGCACAUCGCUGCCGCACCUGGAGCCCGGGGCCAGGGUGUGCGUGGAGGCGGUCAACUUGGCCGGCACCAGCGGCGAGACCGCGAGCUCGUGCGCUCGCUACGAGCCAUCGGGCGACGGCCGCCUGGCCCUGAAGGCCGGGCUCGUCGCCGGAGGGCUGGGGCUCCUUCUGCUGCUCUCGCUGCUGGGGCUCCUGCUGUGGAGACGGAGGUCCGGCCGAAAGUCUGGAGCCAGGGGCCCCGCGCGUGACAGCGAAGGGCCGCUCUGAGAGAGCACCGGCCCCCCGCUUUUUGGGAUGAGACCAGAAUCGGGGAAGAGGACGCAGGGAUGCGGUGUCCACCGCUCCGUGUCAAAACAGACGAGCACUUAAGGGCGCGAAUGUCUCACAAGAGUCGGGUGAGACGGCGUGACGGCGACGCGCUCCUGCGACGGGCUUCUUCCCGCCAUCUGCUCAAGCACAUAAAUAUGGGAACUGGGUGUCUCUGGAAAAAUGGGCCCAUGGCGUAUAGUACCCCUGUAAAAUGAUUGUAAAUGCGCUGAAAAUACUCCUGCAAGAACUCGACAAGAUGACAGAUGUGCCAUGGGAGGCAUCUCAGCAUUUCACAGUAGAGCUUUAGUGAUUUUUUCUUCCCCCCCCCGGAUCAGCGUCAGAAACGGUCAGUUCUCAGCUGGACUUUGACAGGGGUGUUUUCAGCGUUUUCGAAAAAGACUUUCGGAGAGCUGGACGACACCAAACCAUAUCCCGCGUCAGCUAGCGAUACAUAAAAAGCAGCCGUUAUCAGUUUUUUGCUCUUACAGGUUUCCAGUAUUAAACUAACUUUGUUGCUGAAAGCAUGUUAUGUUUUUACAAAAAAGAAAAAAAAAAAAACCCACAAAUUGAAACUAAUUAACCGAAUACUAUCUUCGUAAUGAAAUUACCAAUGAAAGCUGUUAUUAUUACAUGCUUACUGUAACAAAUUAAGGAUUUAUUUAUGCAAUGCUGCACGUGUUCAGCCUAUUCCGCCAGCAACUUUUGACUGGAACUAAAAUACUAUAUACGCAGUACAUGUAUAAAUGAUUAUAAAUGAUUUUUAAUUCUUUUC